AUGACGUUAAAGUUUCCCGGCUGGGCCAUAGCUUUCAGGGAACUGGCGGCAGCUACCGUCAAGUCUCCUCCGCCCUGCAGCAUCAACAAAGGCGCCAACCGGCCGGGGCUAUCCGGUGGGCACAACGGUGGAAGUCAGUCGUCGCGGAAUCGCUCCUGCCUCUUCCCAGGAUGUGACGCUCGGCCCGACUACGGCCUGCCGGGUGCAACGCGCGCCGUGUACUGCUUCUCCCACAAGAAGGGCCCAAUGGUGCAACUCUUCAAGGAAACCCCUGCCCUUCCAGACAAUCCUGGGAAGGCAACCACGGGCAAACCUCGCAGCCAGGCUCCCACUGAACCAGCAGCAGCAGCUGCAUCAGUUGGAACAAAGAAUCCCCGAGCCCCGAGUAACAUAGAUCGCAACGCGGCUAAGAAAGCGCGACGAGGGCAACAGGAAACGGAGGAAGACAAUGACGCCGAUGUCUCAGGCACGCACAGAAGCAAAAAGAGGAGUUCGGGCGGAAAGGACGAACGGGGCGCGAUUUCCAGCUCCACGGUGGCUGGGGAAAACCUGACGAAAACGACCGCUAAGACUUCUGCACCGUCCUUCCCAUCUCCAGCUCCUGCCGCCGAAGCCAACCCCCCGUCUUCUCCCAAUAACCGGCUGGCCGACUCGUCGGGGAUGGCCCCAUCCGUAGAGUUUCUCGUACUUAGGCAGGCGAGGGAGGAUGCCAAGACGGAGGCCGAGGCCAGCGGCCUGGGGAGAAGACCCCGCGCGCCGUCACGGCGGGCCCUGGAAGCGGCGGGCCGGCUGAAGGGCACCGGUGCACAAUGGAUGAGUCGCGAGAAGAAGGCGGAGGAUCUGAGACUCAAGGCGGAGCUGAGGCAGCAACGGAAGCAGUACCAGGCGGCAGGCCUGAAGUCUGGCGUUGUGCUAGAGAUGUUCGUACCGGAGGCGACCGGGACCGAGGCAGCGGGUGAUGGGAUCGAGGAGAGGGAUGGGGAGGUACGAGGAGAGGGGGGUGCAACGACGCUCAGAGGCAGUAACCCCGGAUGGCAGAAGGUCUCGCCAGAAGUUCUCUCAGCGCCUUCUUCAAAGCAGCAUGGUACGGGACAGAGGGAAGAAACGUCCGUAGGAAGAGGACAGAAGCCUUCAAAGCAAGCCAGGUCCACCGCAGUAGCGGAGAGCGGUUAG
Ectocarpus siliculosus is the source of this 1173-nucleotide messenger RNA. The record is from the annotation of a GenBank genome assembly. Lineage: Eukaryota; Phaeophyceae; Ectocarpales; Ectocarpaceae.